AUUUUUUGUGUUAGUACCGGCGAGUCGUGGUGCUCGCUUGUCAAAGAGGCUGCGAGCCGACGAAUGCCAGUAUGGUGUGCGCGACAUGUGAUACGAAAAGCCACCGUUAAAUCGCAUACGACAAGCUCCGGUUAGAAGCGACUUCCCUUAAAGUGCGGUGGCGAAAGCUGAGGGAACGCUUCAAGAGUAAGGAGAUCCACGUAGUAUCGGAUAAUCUGUGUGUAGUGUCGAGACUGCGGUUUAUGCGCGUGUGUCAUGGUUAAAUUCAAGAUGCUAUUCGCUCUGUUCUGCGUCCUGUUAAUUGGACAUCAUAUACAAGCGGUGGUCAACAAGGCGACCUCGCAAGUACCGUUAAUCAAGGAAGGAGAGAAAUCCACCAACAAGGUCAAAGCCGAUGACAGAAUAAGUAAUACUUUCGAUUCUCCGUCUGACGAAUAUGGGCCACCGUUGGGGUCUGGUUUUAAAGGUCCAGCGCCGGUAUAUGGGCCUCCGGAAUUAACUGGUAAUCUUGGACCGACGCCUAUUUAUCCGCCGCCACCGCCGGAAUUGCCGCCGCCUGUAUUUGGACCGCUGGCCAUUUCCUACGGGCCGCCACGAAGUAUCAAGCCGCAAUAUGGGCCACCGAAACAAAAUUUUGGCUUGGCAACGUCUUCCCUCUUUUCUAAGCCGACUUACGGCCCGCCGAAACUUCAUUACGGGCUUCCGAAACAACACUUUAUGCCGCCGUUGGUUUCAUUUCCACCGUUCAGAUCACCGAAACCUCAGUACGGUCCACCAUUGAAGCUCGUCGCUACAUCGAGUCAGCAAUAUAUACCGCCUAAGCCAGGUCACGGGCCACCUAUCCCUAUAUCGCUCGAGACUUACGGUCCACCACCUCCGAAAUUAGCUAUUCAGUUUAAUCCUCUGCCCAAUGACGAGUACGGUCCACCGCCGUUGCCCGUAUCUGCGCCGCAACCGCAAUACGGUCCACCAGCUGGUGAUUUAUAUGGACCUCCACCGCCAGCGCCUCCGCCAGGAGUUCCAGCGCCACCCACACCCCCUGACAUAAAGUACGAUGGAUGGCAGCCCAUUGCGGGAUUGGCCACCACCCCUAAUCAAAGUGGUCCUCCGACAGAUACAUAUGGUGCUCCCCUCGAAGCGAAGCAUAAUUACGUCGAAGGUACGUCGCAAUUGUCUCACGCUCAAUUGAGCGCCUCAAUGGAUUCGAAUGUGCCCAGCGAUUCUUACGGCGUGCCGUUACAAAAUCCUGAAGAUCAAGAUCUGAAGACAUCCGUGCGCGAGUCCUCGGCUUCUUCGGAGAGUAAUGGAUUACCGCCGCCGCCGUUGCCGGAGAACGAACCUCUGCACAACAAUCAAGGUCCGGGGGCCAUAACUACGACGAGUCAGUCCGAUCAUCAGUUCGGUCGACAACAAUUAAACUUACAGCACGGAACACCAAACAUUGAACCCUUGUCUAUCAUAAAGACAGUGGGAUUUGAGCUGUUGCCCGCAAAUGGCCCUUUGAACUCGGAUAUCUCAUCGUCAGGUGGCACUUCUGACACCUCAUCAUUCAAUCACAUCUCGAAUUCAGCUAAUGCCAACUCCGCUUCACUCCAUUCGGGGCUAGAUUUGCCGCUGGACAAUGGCGGAUUCCACGCUGAUGCUCUAAGCAAUAGCGGAGAUUCUCACGGAUUUCAAAAUAUAGGAAACGAUCUGUCUUUGCAGCAGCUUCCGCAGCAGGCGCCAUUGAGCGAUUAUGGCCCGCCUUUAACAACUGUUACUUUCGAAAAACCUGCUGAUCAUAUAUCAGGAGGAUCUUUGCUUUCUCCUCCACCUUUAAAUUCUUAUGGUGCACCACCUCUUUCCUCUUACUCGCCGAAUGGUCUUUACCCUGCAGCGCAUGGAGGACGAGGUCCAUUGUUUUCAUCAUUCGGAAUAUUUGGAGGCUCUUUCCACAAGCAAAAUCUGCAUUCUCCUCGAUUUCAUGGUCCAUUCAGGCCACCACCAAUCCCUGUCGGCUCUUUCAUACCACCACGAAAUCGGGAACCGAUUAAAUUCAGAGAACCAAUACCAACGGGACUCUUGUCGAAUAUUAAUCGAUAUUUGCCGCCACCUGCAAAACAGCAGUUACCGAAUCUUCACGUGCCAGUGUCUUUCCGCCAUACGUCGGGAUCGAGCAACUUAUUUUCGGGCUCUUUCGGGUCGUCUGGCUCAUUUAACGUACACAACUUAAAUUCACCAAUUGCCGCGCCUCACGUUCAAUAUGGAACUCCAUUAUCAUUCAACGAUUUCAAUACACCAAUGCCACACUUAACUUAUGGAGCACCUAACUUUGGUCCACCGACUUCUUUCACCUCAACGUCUUCCGGAUUUGGCAGUAAUCUCUACAGUGGAAUUAGUAAUGCGCUAACAACGACAUACGGCACACCUGUGGUAAACGCGCCGUUAUCAGUCGGCGGCAGUUACGACUGCAAUUCCUUGCAGCCACUCUUGCCCGUGAACGGGGCGUCGUAUUCAAGUACAGGAUUGUCCGCAACCGGAGAACUACCUUUAAGCGGUAGUUUACCUUCAGGCGGAGAAUUGCAUUCCAGCGGAGAGCUACACUUGAGUGGAGGCUUAUCUUCAGGUGGUGAAGUGCCCUCGAGCGAGGGGAUAUCGUUAGGUGGUGGAUUACCCGCGCAUUCUAACGGCAAGCUGCAACUCGGAUUUGAAAAUGCAGGAACUGCUGGAAACGUGGACAAUCACAAUUCAGUUUUCACGGGAAACGAUUUAUCUGAUAUCAAUCAACAAAAUUCCAUCUUUGCAGAUAACUCACUGCCGCUUACAAAACCACUCGAUAAUUUUCUGGGAGGACCCCCAGUGAAUACAUUGGAUUUACAACAUAACGAACAACAGAAAAUCAACUUAAAAGACAGCUACGGUAAUCCCGUAGGUCUAACUUAUGAUUCGUCCGAUGAAGCGAGUGAUGUCAGAGAUAUUCACACAGCCGUCGCGGACGUUCCGAACGAGCUCUCCGGGCAAUUGUCUAGUCAGUCUCACAAUAUUUACCCCGCGGCAACGUCGUUCGAACACGGCUCGGGAAUUUCGGUUGAAGCGCUGACUGCAAGUUUGACCGCGCAAGGCUUCCAGAAUAAUCAAGAAAAGAAUAUUGGAUCAAAUGAGGUGGACGCUAGUCAAUUUCUGAAAUCGAGCGAGGGUAGUGAGGCAUUGUCUCUGGCUCAGAGACUGACCGCUGACAAUGCCGACGGCUUCGAGAUUCACGGUUCCAAAGGCACUUACAGAUUGCAGAUACAACCAGCGGAUGGAGGACUAGGCACCGAGAACUCGGAUGGUAGCAUCAGACAUGAUCAGGUGUUGUCCAAUGGCUUACUUCAGGACAUAUUGGCUGCUAUAGAGCAGCCGGAAAAUGGUCCUAUACAACUUCAAGGUCUACCUCAGGCUCAGCAAUUGGAUAAAGUUUUCGGUCCUGACGUGCCGCAAGCAACUAACGGUCACUUUAUCACCAUAGAUAGCCAGGCGCAAAAUAAUGAAUUACAAGAACGAAUCGAGAAAGUCAGCGACAGGGACGAGGAUAACAAGUAUUUAAAAAAUCAAUCGUCAGUAGCUUUGUUCUUUGAUACUAAAUACGGAGAGCUAAAAAAAGAGAUUAGGUCAGUGUUGAAAAACGAGACGCAAGCCACGAGGGAAAAUAAGCAAAACAAUAAAACAAAAUCCUCAUAAAUUAUCUUAUAAGAGAGUGCCUUUGUGAAAAUAUUUUAUAAUAUUCUUAAUAUAGCCUCAAUCGCCCUGAUUCUCUUUGCAGAGAUUUGUCGAUUUUCAUUUCCGACGAGAGAGAAGAUAUCGCUGCUAACGUGAUGCCAUUUACUUUCAUUGCUUGUGAUUGAUUAAUUAUUUCGGCAAAAUAUCAGCCAUUUUUGUUAAAAUUGUGUCGUUAUACUUGCGACACAAUUUUAAAUGUUUCUUACUUUAUUCGAGUAAGAACGUGUAACAUUUUAGAGCUACACAUUUUUUUUCAAUAUAUCACAAGCUCGAACAGUCAUCUUUUCAUGUAUCAAUGUAUUAGAAUUCUUAUUUCUAAAAAAGUUGAUAUUUUGCAAUUUAAUGUUGAAACUUUCCAGUAACUCGUUUGAUUACUUUAUUUUUUAAAAUUAUUUGUGAGAGGACAAGAGAUUACGUAAUUUUUGAUAGUAAUACGUUGAGAGAACGUUUAAAAUAUUUGAUCAACUAAAAACUGAAAUUAGAAGGUAUAAAAUGUGCGAGCAUGAAACGAAAGUUUAUGCAAUCCUUUUUAUCUUAUUUUCACGCAAGCAAGAGUGAAAGUGAUAAUUACUUGUUGGCCAGUAUCGAUAACGUCUCAUUAGACGAAUCGUCUAAUCCGCCUACUACAAGAAUUUCUCGCCUCUCACCGGAAGCGAUUGAGAUGCGGAUAUCAACGGCAUUUUUAUCGUGCGAGAAGAUUUUUACGUCCAUGACUCCUGAUCCUUUUUAUCAGGUCAAACGUUUGCUAAGAUCCCGACCGAGGAUCGAGAACGCUCCGAUUUUUCCGUGUCCUCGCGUCAGCGGCUUAUCUUAUCCUCGUCUAUGGAAAUUUCGUUGACUCGAUAGUUCUUUCGAGAACGAGGGAAUUAUUUAAUAUCGAACAAGAUUUUCUCGUCGGUUUAUAUUGAUAAUGCCACCGUCUUCGAUCCGAUUCGAAGGAGGUGGCAAAGUCUGGCAUUCGCUGCUCUCGCACAAUGCAUGAAAACGUUAAGCGCGGUACGAGGCGUAUUACGCGACGUUUAUUAACACUUAUGUAGGUCAAUAGGUUACGGUACCGCUCUCGCGAAGUCUAUAGAGCUAAGCGAUACGGUGUACUCGCGUAAAGUCACUUGGCUGUUCGCCGGUCGGAGUAGAGAUUGAUCGACGGCCUCGUGUCUUUCACGGUUUUAGCCUUCACCGAGGUGAAAGUUCAGAACCUCAUUUGACGACCCGGCGGAACAGCGCCCGGUUCCUAUGAGAAUCUCGUUCCGAGUGAAACGCAUUGCUCGUCUCCGCGAACGUGCAAGCGCGUUACGCUUAGUUUUGCAUGCCUUUGUGACGAUAAUCGGUGGAUGCGGACCUAUUUGCCGUCUAGUCCGCUGUUAGGUGCGUGCGAAGAAAUACACACAUGCCGUAAGGGCCGCUACACGGCGGAAAAACGCGGAGCGCAACCUCGAAACGUCGAUUACUGUCGGGCACGAGAGAACGCGAGCGAUGUACGUUUAUUUCCUUCCGCCGCUCGCGUAUUAACGACUUUUAUGCGACUCAGGAUUCGCAGUUCCGCGCGUAUAAGUUGAAAAUGAGCGCCUGUCGUGAAAGCGCACCGUUAAAAUCCCGAGUGUGGCAUAAUCUUAAAGUUCUUGCAUUUUUAUGCCCUUUCGCCUGGCAAACGGUUAUGCAUAACUUGGUGUAUUGCAGAUACGUAAAAUAAGUAGAGCGUAUAGUUUUAAGAGACGCUCAUUGUUACAAAGUACGCAGUGACGAUACUGCCAAGCCAUAAAACGCAUCCAUUUGCUCCUAACCCAUAUCCACCUUUUUUUUAAGAAUUUUAAUUUAUAUACAUUUUAUUAGGACUUUAAUUUAUAUUUUAUACAUAUACGCAGAGAGAGAGAGUCUUAUAUCCGACGAGCAAUCGAUGCUAUCACUCGCCGGAUAUAACGAUCUUAUUAGCCUGUACUCUUAAUAUAUGCU
This is a messenger RNA of Temnothorax curvispinosus, 5688 nucleotides long. RefSeq names its product methyl-CpG-binding domain protein 6-like. Lineage: Eukaryota; Metazoa; Arthropoda; Insecta; Hymenoptera; Formicidae. Bases 256 to 3699 code for a protein of 1147 amino acids. The record is from RefSeq and is a predicted model, not a curated record. The transcript is spliced from 2 exons.